Molecule: messenger RNA, 2553 nt
Organism: Pimephales promelas (fathead minnow)
Lineage: Eukaryota; Metazoa; Chordata; Actinopteri; Cypriniformes; Leuciscidae
Gene: slc2a8
Product: solute carrier family 2 member 8
Biological process (GO): D-glucose transmembrane transport
Cellular component (GO): membrane
Molecular function (GO): D-glucose transmembrane transporter activity
Source: RefSeq, a predicted model, not a curated record
CACAUGCAUCAGCUGACAACAAUGACGCUGGUUUACUGAAUAUGCAGUAAAUUGACCCGUGAUGUCAAAACAUCGCUGGCUGGACUUGUUCGUUUUUUAUUUGUUGUUAUGUAUGACAUAAAAACACAAUUUGUCUGUGGCUAUCAUCUAUGAACUGCUUGAUUACUUGAUUAUCAUUUUAGAGGAGACACGAUGGAUCAUGAGACCAGACCACUGUUGGUCAAUGAUGAGCAAACAGAAGAAGACAGAUCCGAGCAGGACUCAUACCUGGAUAAAGUUAAGAAUGGGAAGUUGUACAUGGCCACAUUCGCAGCAGUUCUCGGACCGCUGAGUUUUGGGUUUGUGCUGGGCUACAGCUCACCUGCCAUACCUGAACUCUGCAAAAUUCAAGACCCGAGACUGCAGCUCAGCAAAGAUGAGGCUUCCUGGUUUGGGGCUGUGGUGACCAUUGGUGCGGCUUUUGGAGGUCUUCUGGGAGGAUGGAUUGUGGAGAAGAUUGGACGAAAAUUGAGCCUUAUGUUCUGUGCAAUUCCAUUUAUCUUUGGGUUUACCAUUAUUAUUGCUGCUCAGAACCACUGGAUGUUAUAUGUGGGCAGAGUUCUUACUGGUCUGGCCAGUGGAGUGACUUCUCUUGUUGUACCUUUAUACAUUUCGGAAAUGGCUCAUGAGCGUGUUCGGGGAACUUUGGGAUCCUGCGUGCAACUUAUGGUUGUGAUAGGCAUUAUGGGAGCCUAUAUAACAGGUUUGUUCUUGGACUGGCGAUGGUUAGCAAUCACAUCCUCUAUCCCUCCUACACUAAUGCUGGUGUGUAUGUGCUUCAUGCCGGAGACGCCACGGUUCCUGCUCUCCCAAGGGAAAAGAAGAGAGGCAGAGGAGGCCCUGCGCUUCCUCAGGGGUCCUGAUGCCCCUGUAGAGUGGGAGUGUGCUAGGAUAGAAGAGGCCUACAAAAAUGAAGAGCAAAGCUUCAGUCUGGCGGAUCUGAAGGACCCUGGCGUCUAUAAGCCUUUAGGCGUAGGCAUUAUGAUGAUGCUCUUCCAGCAAUUUACUGGCAUUAAUGCCAUCAUGUUUUACGCAGAGACGAUCUUCGAGCAGGCCCAUUUCAAAAGCAGCGAUGUGGCCACUGUUAUUGUUGCAGCCACACAAGUGUUCUUCACUGCAGUUGCUGCUGUUAUCAUGGACAAGGCUGGGCGGAAAGUUCUUCUCAUCUUGUCUGGUGUCACCAUGUGUGUUAGUGAAGCAGUGUUUGGAGUGUAUUUCAAGCUGACUGUGAUGAAGCACAAUAACGCCUCACUGACGAGUUUACUAACAGACGCCCAGGGUCCACUGGCGGAGCAGUCGCCGACAGACCUGACCUGGCUGGCUGUGGGAAGCAUGGGCCUUUUCAUUACUGGUUUUGCUCUUGGUUGGGGUCCUACUCCUUGGCUGGUGAUGUCUGAGAUCUUUCCCACACGAGUGAGGGGAAUGGGCAGUGCUCUGUGUGUGCUUACCAACUGGACCUGUGCCUUCAUUGUCACCAAGACCUUCCAGAACCUCAUGGAUGCCAUAACUAGUGCAGGGACAUUCUGGAUGUUCUCAGGAAUGUGUGCUCUCAAUGUCAUAUUCACUGCUGUCUUUGUCCCUGAGACCAAGGGCAAAACAUUGGAGGAGAUUCAAGCCCGUUUUAAAGGGACUCAUCAGCGCUAGACAUCUUUUCUCCUCGGUGCCAACUCCAAAGUAUCGAAGAAACAAACUAGUUGCAUUGGCUUGUUAGAAUCAUCUCAUUAUGUUUUCAAAUUAUGUAAAUGUUUAUAGAUCAAAAAAUGUGUAUAUUUGACAAUUUGUGACAAUUUGUUGUCUUAAUGUGAUUUGUCAUUGAAUUGGUGUGAUUAGUUGCUGUUUUUGACAAGGUUCAAGAACUUUUAACAUGACUUAUUUUUAUACUGUUGCCACACCUUUGAACAUCAUGACUUUUGCAUUGUGUCUAAUUUUGAACUUAUUUGCUGGUCACAUGACGGUUGUUUUUUGACAAAGGGCUCAAUUGAAUUUUGCAUGAAUAACACACAGUUUAUAUAAGCUUUAUUUCCAUUAGUUUUCAUUGCAAUUCCUCUGCAUUAAAAUAGUAGCUUGGAUUACAUUUUGAAACUAGUAUGUGCACACGUUCUAAUUUAAAAUGUUACCCGAGUUACUAUCUGAUCUGAUUUGAUCGAUUUCAAAAAUGUUGAGUUUAACUUGAAACUCAUUUUUAUAUUCUGUGGAUAAUAUAUUGUUAUAAAAGUAAGAAUUAAAUAAUAUAUGGUUGCACUGGUGACUACAUAUAUUUUUUUUCUGCCCUCACUGCAAAGAAAUUGUGCGAUAAAACUAAUACUUUAGUUCAAUGUUCAUGGUUACUGAACAACUCUGUCGUUUGCUUCAUUCAUGAGGUGAGCAAAAUUAAACACAGCUCUCAAAAGUGAAGUUGUAUUGCUUUGGAUUGUGGUACUGAGUGUACACAGUUUGACUUGCUGUUUUGUAAUGACAAGGAUGAACAAUUAAAUGCCAAAUAAUAUGAUGUGCCAAAGUAUGUUUUUUUUUUUU